UUAUGAAAUCUUGUUGAAAAACACCAGUAGACGUGUAUUAAUUAACUUCUCUGGUGUUUCAACAUGCCCGUAUUGUAGGGCUACGCCUCUUCACAGAUGAAAUUAUAAAAAUGGUAACACUAAAUGGUAUAUUAUAUUGGAAUAUAUUAUAAAUCCUGACAUAUAAUAAACUGCUCUGAUAACACUCAACAAAAAAUCAGUGUAAUCAUGUCAAAAUAUGAGGAUAUUGGCGUCUCCUUGUGGCUAGCUGUAUUCUUGCAAAGUCUAUGAUAGAAUUUCGGGUAACAACAUGGCAAGUGGAGAUUCGUGAAAAAUGAAUCAAGGCUACGAACGUGUGACGUAGUAGUGAAAUUACUUGACACCUCUUUUUCACUGUCGAAAUCUUUUCAUUAUCAUAAUUGGUCAUGUUCUUCCCUGAAGCAAUGCUGGAUAAAAGUGUGAGUGAUAGAAGAGGCGGUAACUUUGGGGACUCUUUUUUAGGCUGUUAAACAUGAGCUUAAUUAGUUAGCAAUACAAUACAACAACAAUAUCCAAGCCUACUAUAGGGAGCCAUUAUAGGGACAACUUGCAAAUUUGCAGUUUGGUGCGAUCUGGAUUUCUUCCAGAGUGCAAGGCAACAAGUUGACAUUGAUGACUAAACGUUCACACUAUUUGAUACGGUAUGUAGUUUGAUAUUAGCAGGUCUCUCUGUCUGGUUAUAUUAUCCAGAUUUCAUAAUGUUUUAGAGCACGUCAAAUGCAAUCUUGUGGGCUGCUCACAAGAUUAUAUUUGGUGCAUGCACGUUGCUGUGUGUGCAUACCAUUCAGGGUCAAGGAUUUGUUGUCAGAUGGUUAUUCGUGUUAAAAAACUUUGACAACUUCCUCAUCUUACGCAUAUAACUCCCACAACACAAGACUUUCACGAAACCAUUAUUACUGUUGUUUUCACAGCAGUCACUGUUUUGACUUCAUAAAUCACGAACACCAGCGGAAUCACAACACAAAACAAACACACAUAUCAUCCCGGAGAUCUCCUAGACUUCCGCAAACAUUCAUCAAACUCCCCUCAUGCCUGAUCCUUCCACACCUGUCAGAAGCUAUGAUGAGGCUCUAUAAAAGGAGUGACCUUUUUGAUGAGUCAUCCUUUAUUAAGGCCUGGGAGACAGUGAAUGGUGCUGAUAGGAGCGAUUGAAAGACCCAAUGUAUUUAGGUGCCCAGCAUGGUGCCAGCAGGGUCAACCUGCCUGCCCCUCCUCUGGAAAUGUUAAUGAGUGCCUGAGGUGGCGUGUGGGUCUGAGUAAUCACAGUGAGAUGUUCGCCGCCCUGCAGGUGGCUGGAGAUGGUUAGCAGGAGAGAAAGGUCACCUUGUCACCCGUGUCCCCCACCCUCCCACAGACCAACCCUUUCUACACGGAGUUAUGUUUUCCAGUUGACUUGGGACAUCAGUAAUAUCGGUCACCGCUUUUAUGUCAAUCUCCUCACCCUUAGCAUCACAGUGGGACGCUGUGUUCAAGCAGGCCAUCAAGAACGGUACUACUGAGCACUGUGUUGAACCAGUGAUUGUAUAGAAAGUGAUUGUCGGGCUCAAUAGAGUUGGAACAAUACUUCGCAGCGUAUGAUUUAUGGGAGAUUGUGAUUCGUUCGGGCAUGUGAAAAGGUGCCAGUGGUUGGGAGACUCAGGGGUAGACGAGCCAAUUAACAUUUGAGUCACUUCACGUCAUCAGCAGCCUGCCACUGUGCACAGUGCGUGGAGUGAGCGAGGAAGCGAGAGAGAGAGAGAGAGAGUUGCGCAAAAUGCCUGCACGAUGCGCUAAAUGCCAGUGCUUAAUCGCAAGUGAGGUGCCUUUAGUGCUAAUUGAGUCAGACGUCAACACUCACACCACCCUGGGAAGGCUCAGUGUUCACAGAAAGCCCAGGUUACUCAUUUCAUAGGUGGAAGAACUUGGCAAUGACUCAUUAUGCACUCACUACACAGCGAGCAUUUGGUUACCUGAUGUCAGACAGAAUAAUGGCAAGCAAAGACAAAUGUAUCACUCAGUCCUUUGAAACUUGAAUGAAAGUUUAGAGAGAUAUGCCACAAAAUGGCAGUCAGAUAAGGAUUUAAAAGCCAUUUUGGUUAGAAUUAUGUUUUUGUGAUGAAAAUAGAAAUGAAAAUAGUUAAAAAGGCAUCUUUAAAAAUCAGGUGCCGUUUCAAGUGAUAGUAGGUGCUUUCCUCUUUACUUGGUCAAAAGGAAAUGCAAAACCGAUGACGACAACAAACUGGUCAGACAAGAAAAAUUGACCUCUUUUCCAACAUUUGUUUUGAUUAAGCAGGUGAUAGUGCUAAUUCCAAUUAAGCCAGAUACAUGAUUUGUUUGGUAAACUUGCUGGUGUCUUAAAUAGUUUCAGAUGCUUUAAUACAUGCACAGUACUCCUUAUCCAUGUGACAGCUUGAACUCAAGUGCCCCAGUUGACACAAAAUGUGUUAUUCCAACAUGUCACUUAACUUGCAACAGAAGCAGUUAUGAAGCCUGUUGCACCAGCCGUGACAACUCCUUAGAAGCAUCUCACUCAGUUUAACACGCACACACACAAACAAACACACACACACACACACACACACACACACACACAGACACACACACACAGACACAAACACACAAAACACACACAGACAGCCCCCAUCAUCCAUCUACCACCUCCGUCUUACGUAGUCCACAGUGAGCCAAUCAAAGCCCCAACCCUCACCCAUGGGAGACCUAUAUAUCCCGGUCUCUGCGUUCCCCCACCAACUACUCUCAAGGGCCACGACACCUACUGUCACUCCUCCGGACUUCCACAACAGAGGCUGAGUGAAGCGUGCCACAGGAGUCAUGCUCUGCUCCCAACUCCAGCUCCUAUUGGUGUCCCUGUGCACCUCUGCGCUCCUGGGUCGGAUCAGUGCCGCGCCACAGAGAGACAUCCUGGACCAGUUUCUCAGAAACAACGGCAACAUCAAGGACACCAACGUCAGUGAGGAUGUGUCCGAGAUGCUGCGGCUAAAGAUCCUGGCGGACCUGAUGGCCGAGGGGGAUGACGAUAACCUCCUCCCGGACCGAGGACCGCAGGGCGGACGGGACCAGGUGCCACGACAGCUCCCCAACUCCCAACGGGAGCGCAAAGCAGGCUGCCGGAACUUCUACUGGAAGACCUUCACAUCCUGCUAGCCAAGAAGGGACUGCUAUCCUACAAGGCAUCCAGUUCUGGGGGGGGAGCAAUUUAUUGUUGGUAUAUUUCAGGUGAAAAUUGCUGAAAAUUGCUUGCUGCUCCAUUCAUACUAAAACACUGAAAUUCACUGUCUUGUAGGAUGUUUUUCGUUCUUUGCUCACACGGUCACUUUUUAUGACUAUGCUGUAAAUAUACAUGGAAACGUUAGUGUUACCAAAAGUGAGUUUGAGCAAUUGUAAAUGGUGGUAAAAUGCACAACUGACAGGCACAAAUGUCGGUGUAAAUGAAGGUCUCUGACCCUUUCCAAUCUGCCAGAGGACAUUUACUGAUAUAUCCACCCCUAACUGGAAUCACACCGUAGUUGACAUAACGAGAAGUGACAGAGUGCAAGUGGAGGAAAGGGAGGCAGAAUUUCAAAGGAUCUGUAUUGCUGAGCACAAUGAAGUGAUGGGGGUGCUUGUGUGUUUGUUUGUGUCUUGGACUGUUGUGGCCACGGAAACCAAUGCUUCUCACCAAUAUUUUCAUUAAAGCUAUGUGUUUGUAUAUGC
This is a messenger RNA of Clupea harengus (Atlantic herring), 3711 nucleotides long. RefSeq names its product somatostatin 5 (gene sst5). Gene Ontology annotation, molecular function: hormone activity. Gene Ontology annotation, biological process: regulation of cell migration. Gene Ontology annotation, cellular component: extracellular region. The record is from RefSeq and is a predicted model, not a curated record. NCBI's taxonomy places the organism in Eukaryota, Metazoa, Chordata, Actinopteri, Clupeiformes, Clupeidae.